Messenger RNA from Schistosoma haematobium, 4089 nucleotides. RefSeq lists its product as uncharacterized. The record is from RefSeq and is a predicted model, not a curated record. Bases 56 to 472 code for a protein of 138 amino acids. The transcript is spliced from 2 exons. Lineage: Eukaryota; Metazoa; Platyhelminthes; Trematoda; Strigeidida; Schistosomatidae.
AUUACUCUCAAGGUUCCUGCUACAUUCGAAAAUUUGCUAAGUCGUCUUAUGUCUUAUGUCUGAAGGGUCGUCUAUCUUGUCCUCUGGACCUAAAAGACAAUACGGGACUCUAGAAUCUACGAAUGCUCCACAAAAUCCUCAUAUAAUCUAUAAUAUCAAACCUGGAGAUACUCUUGUGUCAAUCGCAGUACAAUUUGGAACAACAGUACAAAGAUUGCGAUGGAUUAAUCGUUUGUGGGGAUCAGACAUCUCUAACAUGGCUACAUUAAAAGUCCCUGUCAAGUGUGAGCCUAGGCGGUUUGUACACCACAAUUCAAUUGAGUUGUCUACAGUCAAAAAGAAAUCUGAGCCUGGUGAUGAAGACGCUCCACAAAUAGCUUCUGCUAGCAUUUAUUUUAAAGAAUUGUCAGAAAGGGUUGAAAAGGCUAAGGAAGCAGCCUCCCGUUGCUUAGAAAAGAGCAGGUACAGUUAAAGGAUUUACUUUUAACUUGUGCUUUAUCAGCACUUAUUAUACAUUUAUACGAGGUACAAUGCCUGUCUUACUAUUUACUUAAGUAUCUUCUCACCUACAUACCACCCUUGAACCUUUUUAGGAGGUAGGGGAGUGUUAAAUCUUUAACAUGCCUUCAGUUCUUCGUCAAUAAAUAUCUAUUUGAAGUAGCUCCUACUAAAUUCCCAAAUUUCUACUAGCAGUUCAUUCCAUAUUAACUUUUGUUUAAUCAUAUAUUCGAAACAAAAUGUCAUUACCUUGCAUGUUAUUUAAUUCUAGUUUUCAGAUCGUACUGCACAUAUUUACAUGGGCAUUCACAUACAUUGAACAAAACCUUCGACUCUACUCACAGAUUCAGGAUUAGUUGCUUUUGAAUUGAAAAACCAAAUAGUACCAUUAACAUUUUAGCUAUUUUUGUCGAGAUUUAUGCUCAGAGUGGGUGAUUCUCCAAGAUUCAUAGAGUAUAUUAUGCAUCUGUUGGCUAAAACUAAACAAGUUAUUGCUUUUUUAAAUCUUGAUUAUAGACUACCUGAAAUCAUAGCUGACUGUGAUCCCAGUAAACGCGAUUGUUUUCCCGUUCCCAGUUUGUCGGUAUCUGAUGAAACAGUGGUCAUGGUAACAGCACCUUCAACUUCCAAACUUAACUCGAUUACUGAUUCUCGAAAAAGAUUUUGUUCAAUUCCUACAAACAGCAUUCACGAUCCAUGCUGAUUCGUAUGUUAGAGUAGAUGAUCUCGUGUAAAAGUCCAUUACAUUUUUUAUAAUAGUGCAAUAACCAUGUUACUUUUGUCCGUCUGGACUGUGAUAGUUCGUUCUUUAUGUCCUUUUUGGUUCGUUUACUUACAAUUUAUUUCGUAUUGUAUAUUUGUAGGGUCUUGAUUUUUAGUAUUCAUUUUAAUCUAUUUUUAAUCUUAAGAUAUUAAAGAUUCUCCUAGUGUAAAUCACACAUGGUGUUAUAACUUAAUUUCUAUCCCGUAUUUCAUUUCUCUUUAGUCUACAUCCAACAACCUUUUUGAACGACCAUUACCACAAACAUCGUUUUACCAAAGAUAUCAAAAAGUAUUCUGUAUUUGCUAAUCAAAUAUAUAUAAAUGCGCAUCUCUGUUUUUCAACUUAUUUAUCGAAAAGUUCUGGAUGCAAAUUAAAUUUAAGUUAUAUAUACAUAUAUAUAUUUACUCAGUUAUCUUUUAUAAAAUAUUCGUUCAAUAUUCUUUUUUAUUUGAGCGGUAUCUCUGGUUAAGAUGUUUAAGUUUCAGCCAUCAGUUCGCAGAUUUAAACCCUCAUGCACUUGUUUUAGUUUGGGCAACUGGAUAGCAUCAGUAGUCUUCACACUUAGAGUAUUAUUAAGAGCCAAGUUCGAUCAUCUGUGCUUGGUAUUGGAUUGUAAAAAUAAAAACUAAGUCGUUAAAGUACGAAAGCCUACCAUUUUACUUGACUCUUGCCAAGUAAAGUAGUUUUAUUUCCCUAACUACAAGAUUUUUGAUUCUUUUUUAUCCCAUUCCUACUCAGUAAACUACACUUGUCCUUUUCAAAUUUGAUUUGCAAAGAUGGCCAAUUAAACUGAUUUACUGUCUCAGAUAGUUCUUUGAUAAAAUUAGUGUUUGUCCGCAUCUAGUUAAUUUAGUUAAGAAUGUUAUGGAAGUGUGUAACUGUUCAAUAUCGAAGUACAAGAAACGCGUUGUCGUAAUAGAUUUACGUUCAACUAGUUACUAAAAUAUCAGAAGAACAAAAAUUAAGAAAUAUGACCAACAAGGUAGACAGUCUAUCUGAACAGUUGGCAACUUAUGGGAUUGAGAAUUAUGAUGAAAUUUACUGUCAGUUAAAUGGGUGUUUGUGUAAAUCGGUUUCAUUAUACACGUGAUAUAACAUUAAAUUAACAUUUGUUUCAUCAAACGUCCUUUUGUGUGAGAUUUAAGAUGCUACAAUUAGGAAGACUGUAUUUUUACAUGGUGAUGGAAAUCUCAGUUUUCUACCGAGGGUUUUCGUGGGAGUAAAUUAGAGAGUAUGGUGUCCAGAGUAGUCUUUAUGUUGAAUAAAGUUUUCGUCUUUUUGUUGACUUUCACUGUUGAUAGCGUCAUAUUCCAUAUUUAGAUAGACAGUAGCUUUUUGGAAACAUGAAAUUCCCGGCUUUUAGUAAUUUUCUGUUUAAAAGUUUCACUUAACCUGGUGCUUUAAUUCAUCUUUGCUGUUUCUCGCUAUCAUUUAUGAAGUGCUGUAGGUUUGUUGUUUGCCUAAUAAUAUUGUAGUGAACAAGAACAUGAGUGGGAACAAUCGAAUGCAUUUGACACGAAAAUACAGAGCAUCUCACUAAAAUCUGAAAACCAUAUAGUAAAUAUUUAAUUUGCAAAAUAUCAAUCCAUCGUUUCAAACUUGACUGUUCCUUUUGCAAAUAUCAGUCCAUUGUAUUAGAUUUCAUUGUUCAUGCAUUUUCAUACCAACUGCGUUCCGUUCCCGUUCUUUCCUUAUCGGUCUUCUACUGAAAUACAUUCUAUGCCUGAUCACCGUUAUAUACUACUUUUGUGGAUAAACCUAACCCACACCACAAUAUGAUCGAGUGAAUUUUCAGGAUAAUUAAAACAAAUUUUCACUGACAAUUUGAGUAAACAAAACACUGAGCCCAUAGAAUCUUUGGGGAAAACAAAUGAUCUAUGAUUGGGAAUAAUUUGCACUUAGAAAAACACAAUUUAUAUACGUUUUUAACUGGUCCAAGUUUAUGACAGAAAGGCAAUUUUUCCGCGGAAAAAUAAAUUCCACACCAAAAUUACUCUGAAUACACAGUAGUGUGAAUAAAAAUUUGUGUGAGGAACACCAUCUUAUCGCCCAAAAAGCUUAAAAUGUUAAUUUAUGGUUCGUUUCAUUUCCAAUACGUAAGCUCUUACGCUUUUAGCCAAAAUAUCCAACAAUAUAACUGAACUUUUCUACCUCUUUGUACUUCGGUCGAUCAUCCACUUCUAAUAAUACUACCUGAACCAUGGGUCUACAUAAAAAUUUCUUCACAUGAUGUUUAACGAAAACAAGACUGAUGCUUAAGAUUGAGAUGUUACGGUUGGUCGUUAGCAAAAGCCUAAGGUAAUUGGAAUAGUUGGAGGAAAUAUUAUUUGAUAAUUAGCUUUCUCAUGACACUGCAGCAGUUUCGCAAGACACUCAUAUUGAAGUUACAGUGGAUCUAUUCCUGACAUUUGUUUCCAGUAAAUACUACAUCAGAUAUGAAUUUGUUGUGCUCAUUUUACUGAUCUAUCACUGAUGCAUGGUUUCUAUUCAAUUUUAAAUAAAUUGAAUAUCGAUCAAGCUGUUUACUGAGUAACCGUACACUUCAUACUGGUACUAUAAACUUGCUUAAAAUGGUUGGUAAGAUUUAAGCAACUUUAGGAACCAUUGUGAGCCCAUUCCUAAAGGUAGAACAAUUGAAUACCCACUUAGAUCUAAUGUUGAUCAGUAUUACUGUCAAUUUCUUAUAUAUUUAGUUACAUAUUCCAUAUGUUAUGUCUAAAAAUCAAUUAAAUACCAAUAAACUUGUUAGGUAUAACAUAUUUGUUGAUUAGUUAACCUCGUUUUACUAACAUUACAAAUUAUAACUUCAAUUUCUCUUUCAAUAACCU